Messenger RNA from Pseudoliparis swirei, 1239 nucleotides. Its product is annotated as noggin-like. The transcript has a single exon. Lineage: Eukaryota; Metazoa; Chordata; Actinopteri; Perciformes; Liparidae. Gene Ontology annotation, biological process: negative regulation of BMP signaling pathway; negative regulation of cell differentiation; dorsal/ventral pattern formation. The coding region runs from base 221 to 892 and encodes 223 amino acids. The record is from RefSeq and is a predicted model, not a curated record.
AGACAAGAGGGGGGGGGAGCAUCAUGCCGAGCCCGCGCGCACGGAGCCCGAGGAGACGCACAUAGAGACGGUUACCCGCUGUUCCUGCUCCUGAGGAGGGUCUCCGUGAUGGGGAAGUGACAUCUCCACGGGACGCUCCAGACAGGCAGGUUGUUUUUGGAUAAGGGCUCGCGCGUAAUUGCGCACAAGAGAGUGUCCACUCCGCAGCGCCCUCCCCGACAUGGAUCAGACCCAGCAGCGCGUGGCCAUGUAUCUGCUGCUGCUCUCCCUGGGGCUGCUCACGCAGAGGGGGCUCUGCCAGCACUACUACCUCCUGCGCCCCAUCCCCAGUGACAGUCUGCCGCUGGUGGAGCUCAGAGAGGACCCGGACCCCGUCUUCGACCCCAAGGAGCGGGACCUUAACGAGACGGAGCUGAGGAGCAUCCUGGGGGACUUUGAAAGCCGCUAUCUGUCCGUGCUGCCGCCCGCGGAGGACCGGUACACCGGGAACGACGAGCUGGACGACUUUGAGGCGCCGCAGAAGCCCGGCGGACUGCUGCCCAAGGAGAUCCGCGCGGUGGACUUCGAGGUCCAGUUCGGCAAGAAGCACAAGCCCAGCAAGAAGCUGAAGCGGCGGCUGCAGCAGUGGCUGUGGGCGUACUCCUUCUGCCCGGUGGUGUACACGUGGACCGACUUGGGGAACCGGUUCUGGCCGCGGUUCGUGCGCGCCGGCGGCUGCCUCGGCAAGAGGUCGUGCUCGGUGCCGGAGGGGAUGGUGUGCAAGCCCGCCAACUCCACCCACCUGACGGUGCUGAGGUGGAGGUGCGUGCAGAGGAAAGGGGGACUCAAGUGCGCCUGGAUCCCGGUCCAGUACCCGAUCAUCACGGACUGCAAAUGCUCGUGUUCGAGUUAAAGAGACUGACUUAUAAAUUAUAAGCUUAUUAUUUUUGUGAUUUGUUUAGCUGUUGGUCACGUGCACUGCAGAGCGUCGGAGUGCGUGUCGAUGCUCUGCGUUCUCCAGCUCCUGUGCAGUCAGUGUUGGUAACAGAGCCCAGUGAGGAGAACACGUGGUGAUGUUGUGUUCAAGGAGGCGCGGACACACAAGGACUGGCUGUGUUUUGUCUUUCUCCUCCAUAUUUUGGGGAAAGCAGAUCGACCUCAAGAGUUAAACGUGGACUUAUCGAUCCUUGUUUUUAUCCUGUAAAUUAAGGACAUGUGCUAUUUAUUCUUUAUAUUCGUACAAUAAAACACUGAAAUGAC